AGGUGAAAGAGGGGCAGACAAAAAUGUAUAUGAAGAAUAAAGCUGAAGGAAUUGGAUUGGACUAUGCUUCAAGAUAUGUAUUAUUUAGGAAGUGGGCCUUUUAUCUAUGUUUUGUAUGCUUUUGUGCUGGCAUGCUCUUUACAAACAGGUUGUGGAUAGUGCCUAUGGCUAAUGGUGUUGCACUGAAAUCUUAUGAUCAAGAACUUGCGAAAACCGAAACAUCUGGUGCAAGGCCAGAGGAGUUUUCAAGAUCCCAGCUGAGUAUUCAGACACUUGCUAGGAGCAUUUCAGAUCUGGAGACGAAACUUGCAGCUGUAACGACCGAUCACGAACCGACUUCCAAAAGAAAGUAUCUAGUGGUUGUAGGAAUCAAUACAGCUUUUACUAGCCGAAAACGAAGAGAUUCGGUUCGUGCAACAUGGAUGCCACAAGGUGAUAAGAGAAAGAAGUUGGAGGAAGAGAAAGGCAUAGUCAUCCGUUUCGUUAUCGGUCGAAGCGCCACUCCUGGCAGUAUGCUCGAUAUGUCGCUUGACGCGGAGGAGCGCCAACAUGGAGACUUUUUGAGACUGAAUCAUGUCGAGGGCUACCUCGAAUUAUCGGCCAAGACGAAAACUUACUUCGCUACAGCUGUUUCUUUGUGGGAUGCUGAGUUUUAUGUCAAAGUCGACGACGACAUCCAUGUGAACAUAGGUGCGCUCGGAACAACUCUGGUAGGACAUCGUAAUAAGCCUCGGGUUUACAUCGGUUGUAUGAAGUCCGGACCGGUACUCUCGAAUAAAGGAGUAAAGUACCACGAACCGGAGUAUUUACGAUUCGGGGACGAGGGAAAUUUGUAUUUCCGUCAUGCUACAGGACAGUUAUAUGCAAUCUCGAAAGACUUGGCUACUUACAUCUCGCGCAACCAGGAUGUGCUGCACAAGUAUGCCAAUGAAGACGUUUCAUUAGGAUCUUGGUUGAUUGGUUUAGAUGUGGAGCAGGUGGAUGAUAAGAAACUGUGCUGUAGUACCCCGAUCGAUUGUGAGACAAAAGCUUUGGGAGGUGAAGCUUGUGUAGCUUCAUUUGAUUGGAGAUGCAGUGGGAUCUGCAACUCAGUUGAAAGGAUGAGUGAAAUUCAUCAGAAGUGUGCUGAAAAUGAGACUUCUUUAUGGAGUUCAAGCUUUUGAAGACUCAACAAACAAGGAUUUUAUGCACUUGAAUGAAAGUACACAGAAAUGCUGUCCUCAUUUUUUGGUUUGCCUUUAAUCUAAGUUCGAA
This is a messenger RNA of Cucurbita maxima (winter squash), 1254 nucleotides long. RefSeq names its product probable beta-1,3-galactosyltransferase 2. Gene Ontology annotation, molecular function: hexosyltransferase activity. Lineage: Eukaryota; Viridiplantae; Streptophyta; Magnoliopsida; Cucurbitales; Cucurbitaceae. Gene Ontology annotation, cellular component: Golgi membrane. The coding region runs from base 24 to 1163 and encodes 379 amino acids. The record is from RefSeq and is a predicted model, not a curated record. The transcript is spliced from 11 exons.